This is a messenger RNA of Molossus molossus (Pallas's mastiff bat), 13548 nucleotides long. RefSeq names its product dynein axonemal heavy chain 11 (gene DNAH11). Gene Ontology annotation, molecular function: ATP binding; ATP hydrolysis activity; dynein light intermediate chain binding. Gene Ontology annotation, cellular component: dynein complex. The record is from RefSeq and is a predicted model, not a curated record. Lineage: Eukaryota; Metazoa; Chordata; Mammalia; Chiroptera; Molossidae. The transcript is spliced from 83 exons. Gene Ontology annotation, biological process: microtubule-based movement.
AUGGCAGCCCCAGGGGUAGAUCGGGAGGCGCCAGGCGUCCGGGAAGUCCCGACCCUUCGCCUAACCGCGGGCGCCAGCCUGGAGGAGGAGGAGGAGGGGGAAGAAGAGGAGGCGGUGGCGGCCAGGAGAGCGCGGAGUUUCGCCCGAGACGCGCGGGUGCGCUUCCUCGGCAGCCGCCUGGAGCAGAUGCUGGGGCUCCUGGCGGAGAAGUGGAGGCAGUAUUUGGAGAGCGCGGACAACCGGCAGGUCCUGGGGGAGUUUCUGGACAGCCCCAGCCCCGCCUGCCUCGUGUUCAGCGUCGGCGCAGCGGGGCGGCUGGCGGCCUCCCGGGAGAUUCCAAGAGAUGCAAAACAUAAACUUGUUUAUAUUGUCAAGAAGAUUACUGAAAGCACUGGAGUAAAUGACUUCUUUCAAACAGUUUUAUUUGGAGAGAUACCCGCCUCAUCUCUUGGACAUGUAACUGCUUUCCUAGACGAGAUUUUAGUGCCGGUUCUUUCUAAUAGGAACAACCAUAAAUCCUGGUCCUGUUUUGUUUCACAAGACAUGGAACGUCACAUAGAAGCCAUGAAGCAUCAAAUGCAUAUUUUUAGGGGUAAAAUGUUGAGAAGAACUCUCCUACCAAUUCCCACCAUUGUGGGAAAAAUGGACCUGGAUCAGAAGUCUCCAGAGACCGAGCUAGAGCCAAAUGAAAGGGCAGUGCUCCAUGCCAUUGAAUCCGUGGUCAUUAAAUGGUCACAUCAAAUCCAGAAAGUUAUAGAAGAGGAUUCAGUGCAGCCUCUGCUGAAUGGUCUUCACGUGAACCCUCAAGCUGAACUGGAUUUCUGGACGAUGAGGAGAGAGAACCUAUCAUGCAUUUAUGAUCAACUUCAGGCUCCUACUGUCCUCAAAAUGGUUAAGAUCCUGAAAACUAAACGAAGCAGCUAUUUCCCAACUUUGAAGGACAUUUUCAUGGCUGUGAAAAAUGCUCUCCUCGAAGCCCGGGACGUGGAACUCCACCUGCGCCCGCUGCGGAGACACCUGCAGCGCCUCCAGGCGGCGGGAUUCGCGCAGGCCCGCGGGCUGAUCGCCCCGCUGUUUCACACCAUCUGUCUCACGUGGAGCCGCUCCGGCUUUUACAGUUCCCCCGCUCGGGCGGUGGUCCUGCUGCGAGAGUUCUGUAAUCUCUUCAUCGACCAGGCAACAGCUUACCUUUCACCCGAAGACCUUCUGAAAGGAGAAAUUGAAGACUCCCUGGAAAAGGUGCAGGUGGCCAUUAACAUCUUGAAGACUUUCAAAAAUUCUUUCUUCAACUGCAGAAAAGGACUGGCGAACUAUUUUAUGGGAAACAAGGAGGUGAAACCCUGGGAUUUCCAGUCUCAUCUGGUGUUCUGUAGAUUUGACAAAUUUCUCGACCAUUUCAUGAAAAUAGAGGAUAUAUUUGUCACCAUAUUGGAAUUUGAAAAGCUGGAGAGACUUGAAUUUGGUGGUACCAAGGGAGCAAUUUUAAAUGGACAAAUCUACAAGAUGAAUGAAGAAUUUACGGAACUCUGUAAAAUGUUUAAACAGAGCACUUAUGACCCUUCUGAUUACAGUAACAUGGAAUUUGAAAGAGAUUAUGGCGUGUUUAAGUCCAAAGCUUUGGAUUUUGAGAGAAGGCUUGGGGCAAUUCUUUGCGAAGCUUUCUUUGACUGCAAUGGUUUGGAAGCUGCAUUCAAGCUUUUGACCAUAUUUGGGAAUUUUCUAGAGAAACCAGUUGUCAUGGAAAUUUUCAGCCCCCAUUACAGCACCCUGGUGCGCAUGUUUAAUGCCGAGUUGGACAUGUGUAAGCAGUUGUACAACGAACACAUGAGACAGAUUGAAUGUGGAAAUGUGGUUCUUAACAAGAACAUGCCGUUUGCCUCGGGAAACAUCAAGUGGGCCGAAGAGAUCUUGGAACGACUUCAGACGUUCUGGUCAAGCUUUGCGUCCCUCCGGCACCUAUUCUCAGAGAUUCCUGAUGAUGCCCUAGUUCACCAGAAGUACGUUGAAAUGACAACUCUACUAGACCAAUUUGAAAAUCGUAUCUAUAAUGAAUGGAAAAAUAAUGUGGAUGAAAUCUGUGAAUUCAAUUUGAAUCAACCCUUGGUUAAAUUCAGUGCCAUAAAUGGUCUUCUCAGUGUCAACUUUGACCCAAAGCUAGUGGCUGUCUUGAGGGAAGUGAAAUACCUCUUGAUGUUGAAGAAGUCAGACAUACCGGAUUCAGCUUUAGCCCUCUUCAAAAAGAGAGACACUAUUUUAAAGUACACAGGACAUCUUGAACUUCUUGUGCAAGCCUAUAAUAAGCUGAAACGGUCUCUCCUGGAAGUCGAAUACCCUCUGGUCGAAGACGAGCUGAGGGCGGUGGAUGAGCAACUGCAAGCAGCCACCACCUCGCUGACGUGGCAGGGUGACUGCUGGGGGUACAUCGAGAGGGUGAGAACGGCCACCUCGGAGCUGGAGCGCAGAGUGGAGCUCACGCAGAACAACGUGCAAGCCAUCCAGCACACCGUGAGGGCUUGGGCUGAGUGCACGCUGCUGCCCAGGAGGGAGCCCAGCAGGGAGCCCAGCAGGGAGCCCGCCUUCCCGCUGGAGGACAGGGCGGGUCUGUUCACCAAGAGGUACAAGCUCAUCCAGGAAGACGGCUGCAAGAUACACAGCCUGGUGGAGGAAAACAGGCAGCUCUUCGGGGCCAACCCUUCUCUGGAUUCCUGGAAGAUGUAUGUGGAAUUCAUCGAUGACAUCGUGGUAGAAGGCUUUUUUCAAGCCAUAAUGCAUGACUUAGACUUCUUUCUGAUGAACACGGAGAAGCAGUCCAAACCGGCACCAUUUUUUCAAGCACAGAUGAUCUUAACGCCCCCUGAGAUUCUGUUUAAACCUUCUCUAGAAAGAGAGGCUGGGGAUGGCUUCUAUGACCUGGUAGAGGAAAUGCUGUGCAAUAGUUUUAGGAUGUCCGCCCAGAUGACGCGAGUAGCAACACACCUGGGAAUAGCAAAUUAUCAGAAUGACAUGGAUGACAUGUUAGGCCUGGCAGAGGUCAGGCAGGAGAUAAUGAACAGAGUGGCAGGUGUCAUCAGCAAAGUCUUGGACUUCAGAAAUACCUUGGACACAUACGCUUACCUCUGGGUGGACGACCAGGCUGAGUUUAUGAAGCAUUUUCUUCUGUAUGGACAAACUGGGUCAUCUGAAGAAAUGGAUGCUCAUGCAAAUGAAGAGAUCCCUGAACGGCCACCAACCCUGGAACAAUUCAAGGAACAGAUUGAUGUUUAUGAGGCUUUGUAUGCUCAGAUGAGCAAGUUCGACGACUUCAGAGUGUUUGAUAGUUGGUUCAAGGUGGACAUGAAGCCUUUCAAAGUGAGCUUGCUCAACAUUAUUAGGAAAUGGAGCUGGAUGUUUCAGGAGCAUCUUUUGAGAUUUGUCACCGACAGUCUGAAUGAGCUACAGGAAUUUAUAAAGGAGACAGACAGUGGACUUCAGAGAGAAGUAAGUGAAGGCGAUCGCGAUGGUCUGGUUGACAUCAUGGGGCAUCUUCUGGCUGUGAGAAGCCGACAGAGAGCUACUGAUGAACUCUUUGAGCCGCUAAAAGAAACCAUCACUCUCUUAGAAACCUAUGGGCAGAAGAUGCCUGAGCAAGUCUACAUUCAGCUAGAGGAGUUACCUGAAAGAUGGGAAACUACCAAAAAGCUUGCCGCAGUGGUCCGGCACGAAGUGUCCCCUCUCCAAAACGCAGAAGUCGCUCUCAUAAGGAAAAGAUGUACUUUGUUUGAGGGGAAGCAGGCCGAGUUCAGACAGAGGUUCAGACUCCAAGCUCCUUUCGGCUUUCACGCGGAGAAUCCCUACGCGGCGCUCGACAAGGCAAACCAGGAGCUUGAGGCAUUGGAAGAAGAAAUGUCACAGAUGCAGGAGGUGACUCGUCUUUUUGAGGUGGCUCCUCCGGAGCACAGACACAUGGGGCAGUGCCGCAGGGAAAUGACGCUGCUCAAGGGACUCUGGGAUGUCACUGUUUAUGUUAAAAGAAGCAUUGAUAAUUGGACCAAAACCCAGUGGAGACAGAUUAAUGUGGAACAGAUGGGUGCAGAACUCCGAAGGUUUGCCAAGGAAAUCUGGUCCCUGGACAGGGAAGUCCGUGUCUGGGAUGCGUAUGCAGGCCUGGAGAGCACAGUGAGGGACAUGACAACCUCCCUGAGCGCUGUCGCCGAGUUACAGAGCCCUGCCCUCAGAGCCCGGCAUUGGCUCCAGCUCAUGCAGGCCACUGGGGUCACGUUUUCAAUAAGCGAAGCCACAACCUUGGCAGACUUACUAGCCCUGCAGUUGUACCAGAUGGAAGACGAGAUCCGAAGCAUCGUGGACAAAGCAUUGAAAGAACUGGGGACUGAAAAGGUUUUAACUGAAAUCAGUGUGACCUGGGAGACCAUGGAGUUUUCCUACGAAGUUCACUAUCGGACAGGCAUUCCGUUACUCAAGUCUGAUGAACAACUCUUUGAAACUCUAGAGCACAACCAAGUUCAGUUGCAGAGUCUGCUCCAAAGCAAGUAUGUGGAAUACUUCAUUGAGCAAGUCUUACGCUGGCGAAAUAAGCUAAACCUGGCAGACUCAGUCAUCUCUACCUGGAUGGAAGUCCAGCGGACUUGGUGUCACCUGGAAAGCAUCUUUGUUUGUUCAGAAGAUAUUCAAAUCCAGCUUGUGAAAGACGCUAGAAGAUUCGAUGGAGUAAAUGCUGAAUUUAAGGAGUUAAUGUUCAAGACAGCUAAAAUAAAAAAUGUUUUAGAAGCAACAUGCCAGCCUAAUCUCUAUGAAAAACUUAAAGAUUUACAGUACAGGCUUUCUCUUUGUGAAAAAGCUCUCGCCGAACACCUGGAAACCACGCGUGUGGCUUUUCCACGCUUCUAUUUCGUCUCCUCCGCAGACUUAAUUGACAUUCUCUCCAAGGGAGCUCAGCCUAAACAGGUGACACGCCACCUUUCCAAACUCUUCGACAGCAUCGCAGACCUGCAGUUUGAAGACGAUCAGGAUGUUUCUGCCCACAGAGCAACCGGCAUGUCCAGCAAAGAGAAGGAGUGUGUCCCCUUCCAAGCGGAGUGUGACUGCGUAGGCCACGUGGAAACGUGGCUUCUGAAACUUGAACAGACCAUGCAAGAAACAGUGCGGCAUUCUAUCACGGAAGCCGUAGCGGCCUAUGAGGAGAAGCCUAGGGAACUGUGGAUUUUCGAUUUCCCAGCUCAAGUUGCGCUGACCAGCUCACAAAUCUGGUGGACGACGGACGUAGAAAUAGCCUUCAGCCGACUGCAGGAAGGCUAUGAAACGGCCCUAAAGGAUUUCCAUAAAAAACAGAUUUCUCAGUUGAACGCACUGAUUGCACUUCUGCUGGGCGAUCUCCUGCCUGGAGACAGACAGAAGAUUAUGACGAUCUGCACCAUAGACGUCCACGCCAGAGAUGUGGUGGCGAAGCUUAUUUCUCAGAAGGUUGUCAGUCCCCAAGCUUUUGCUUGGCUGUCUCAACUUCGUCACCACUGGGAGGACUCCCAGAAACACUGUUUUGUUCAUAUUUGUGAUGCCCAGUUCCAGUACUUCUAUGAAUAUUUAGGAAACAGUCCUCGACUCGUGAUCACUCCUCUAACUGACAGGUGUUACAUUACUCUAACUCAGUCACUUCGCCUGACCAUGGGUGGGGCUCCAGCUGGCCCCGCGGGUACCGGGAAAACCGAAACCACCAAAGACCUUGGACGUGCUCUCGGCAUGAUGGUUUAUGUGUUCAACUGCUCAGAGCAGAUGGACUACAAAUCCAUAGGGAGCAUCUACAAGGGAUUGGUGCAGACAGGAGCCUGGGGCUGCUUUGAUGAGUUCAAUCGGAUUUCUGUGGAAGUUCUGUCCGUGGUGGCUGUACAAGUGAAAACGAUACACGAUGCCAUCAGAGAGAGGAAGAAGAGAUUUGUGUUUCUUGGGGAAGCUGUCACACUGAAGGCAUCGGUUGGAAUAUUUAUUACUAUGAACCCGGGAUACGCUGGUCGAACCGAACUACCGGAAAAUCUCAAAGCUCUCUUCAGACCCUGUGCCAUGGUGGCCCCUGACAUUGAGCUGAUCUGUGAAAUCAUGCUCGUGGCUGAGGGUUUCGUGGGCGCGCGCUCGUUAGCCCGCAAGUUCGUCACACUGUACACGCUCUGCGGGGAGCUGCUCUCCAAGCAGGAUCAUUAUGACUGGGGACUCCGGGCUAUUAAAUCUGUGUUGGUUGUAGCUGGCUCCCUGAAACGAGGAGACAAAAACAGACCCGAAGACCAGGUACUCAUGAGAGCAUUAAGGGACUUCAACAUGCCUAAAAUAGUGACCGACGACAUCCCUGUGUUCCUGGGCCUGGUUGGUGACCUGUUUCCAGCCCUGGACGUGCCCCGGAGGAGGGCACCGCUCUUGGAGCAGAUGGUCCGGCAGUCCACCCUGGAGCUCCGCCUGCAGCCCGAGGAGAGCUUCAUCCUCAAAGUCGUCCAGCUGGAGGAGCUCCUGGCCGUGCGGCACUCCGUCUUCGUGGUGGGAAACGCGGGCACGGGCAAGAGCGAGAUUUUGAGAACACUGAACCGAACAUAUGUUAACAUGCAACGAAAACCCAUUUGGAAUGACUUAAACCCUAAAGCUGUGACAACAGAUGAACUCUUUGGUUUCAUGCAUCACGCUACCCGAGAAUGGAAAGAUGGCAAAAUUGUUUGCUCUUAAUUUAUAGGUCUCUUCUCGUCCAUUCUGCGAGAACAAGCAAAUCUUAUUCAUGAUGGACCAAAAUGGAUAGUCCUGGAUGGCGAUAUUGAUCCCAUGUGGAUUGAAUCACUAAAUACUCUCAUGGAUGACAACAAGGUGCUGACCUUGGCCAGCAACGAGCGCAUAGCCCUUACUCCCUCCAUGCGGCUGCUCUUUGAGACCCACCACUUAAGGACAGCAACCCCGGCCACUGUUUCCAGAGCGGGAAUUCUGUAUGUGAACCCACAAGAUCUGGGCUGGAAUCCGUAUGUGGCCAGUUGGAUAGAGAGAAGGCGGCAUCAAUCAGAAAAGGCCAAUUUAACGAUUCUUUUUGAUAAAUACGUCCCUGCGUGCUUGGAUAAGCUGAGGACAAGCUUUCAAACCGUCACUUCGAUCCCAGAGAGCAGCCUGGUGCAGACUCUUUGCGCUCUCCUGGAAUGCUUGUUGACUCCGGAAAAUGUACCUUCCGACAGCCCAAAAGAAGUCUAUGAGGUCUAUUUUGUCUUCGCCUGUAUCUGGGCCUUCGGAGGCACUCUGCUACAAGAUCAGCCUUCUGGUUAUCAAGCUGAAUUCAGUCGGUGGUGGCAUAAAGAUAUGAGCGCAGUGAAGUUUCCCUCUCAGGGGACAAUCUUUGAUUAUUACCUGGACCACAGUACCAAGAAAUUUCUGCCUUGGACCGAGAAAAUCCCCAGAUUCACUCUGGAUCCAGAGGUACCUCUGCAGGUAGUCCUGGUUCACACAUCAGAGACAACACGUCUUAGGUAUUUCAUCGAGUUGUUGCUUGAGAAAGGACAGCCGCUGAUGCUCGUAGGAAAUGCUGGAGUGGGGAAAACAGUCCUUGUAGGGGACGUGCUGGCCGGUCUCUCUGAGGACUACAUGGUGUCCCGCGUGCCUUUCAACUACCACACCACGUCCGCAGCUCUGCAGGGAAUUCUUGAGAAACCUCUAGAGAAAAAAGCUGGUCGCAACUAUGGCCCAGGAGGAAAUAAAAAAUUGGUUUACUUUAUUGACGACAUGAAUAUGCCGGCCGUGGACGCGUAUGGCACCAUUCAGCCCCACACGCUGAUUCGACAGCACAUUGACUAUGGACAUUGGUAUGAUAGGCAGAAGGCGACGCUUAAAGAAAUCCACAGCUGUCAGUACGUGGCCUGCAUGAACCCGACAGUGGGCAGUUUCACAAUCAAUCCGAGACUCCAGAGACAUUUCACAGUGUUUGCAUUCAACUUUCCAUCCUUGGAUUCUCUAAACACCAUCUACAGCCAAAUCCUUAGUUCCCAUUUCCAGCAGGAUGCAUUUGGUCCGUCCGUUCUCAGGAGCAGCCCCACACUGAUCCAGGCAGCGAUCGCGGUCCAUGAGAUGAUGGUACAUCACUUCUUACCCACGGCUGUUCGAUUCCACUACCUCUUUAACCUGAGAGACCUGUCGAACAUCUUCCAGGGGAUUUUAUUUGCUUCUCCUGAAUGUCUGAAGGGUUCAGAUGAUUUAAUACGCCUGUGGCUUCACGAAUCUUCUCGCGUCUAUGGAGACAAGCUGAUAGACACAAAGGACUGUGAUUUGUUUCAGAAGAAAAUGCUGGAAAUAGCCUGUAAAUGUUUUGAAGGUGUAGACCGCCAGGUCCUGCUUCAGCAGCCUCUCAUCUAUUGCCACUUCACCGGCGGAGGGGGACAGCCGAGCUACCUGCCGGUGAGGGACUGGGAGGUGCUGGAGGCAGUCCUCACAGAGACGCUGGACCACUACAAUGAGCUGCACGCGGCCAUGCACCUCGUCUUAUUCGAAGACGCCAUGCACCACGUAUGCCGCAUCAGCCGCAUCCUCCGGACCCCGCAGGGCUGUGCCCUCUUGAUCGGAGUGGGCGGCAGCGGCAAGCGGAGCCUGGCCCGGCUGGCAGCUUACAUCUGCGGCCUGGAGGUCUUCCCGCCCACUCUGACCGAAGGCUUUGGGAUCCAAGAACUGCGGGUAGAUCUCGCCAAUUUGUACAUCAGAGCCGGAGCCAGGAACAUGCCCACUGUGUUCCUGCUGACAGAUGCCCAGGUUCUAGAUGAGAGCUUUCUCGUGCUGAUUAAUGACUUGCUGGCAUCAGGAGACAUCCUAGAUCUCUUCAGCAAUGAGGAUGUGGACAAGAUUAUUUCUGGAAUUCGUAACGAAGUGCAUGUUCUGGGCAUGGUGGACUCCAGAGAAAACUGUUGGCAGUUCUUCUUGGCCAGGGUGCGACGACAGCUCAAAAUCAUUUUGUGCUUCUCUCCAGUUGGUCGCACGCUGAGAGUUAGAGCUCGGAAGUUCCCAGCCAUAGUUAACUGCGCGGCUAUUGACUGGUUUCAUGCAUGGCCGCAGGAGGCUCUGGCCUCAGUCAGCAGGAGGUUCAUUGAGGACAUCAAGGGGAUUGAGCCCCGGGACAAAGAUUCUAUUAGCUUUUUCAUGACACACGCUCACACCAGCGUCAAUGAAAUGAGUACCAAGUAUUACCAAAACGAGAGAAGAUACAACUAUACCACCCCAAAGAGUUUUCUGGAACAAAUAUCCCUGUUUAAGAACCUGUUGAAGAAGAGACAAGAUGAGGUAUCUCAGAAGAAAGAGCACUUGGUGAACGGCAUUCAGAAGCUGAAAUCCACAGCCUCUCAGGUGGGAGAUCUUAAAGCCAGACUUGCCUCUCAAGAAGCCGAGUUGCAACUGAGAAAUCAGGAUGCCGAAACUCUGAUCACCAAGAUCGGGCUCCAGACGGAGAAAGUGAGCCGGGAAAAGGCCACCGCAGAUGCCGAGGAGCAAAAGGUGACAGCCAUUCAGACCGAAGUGUCCCAGAAACAGAAAGAGUGUGAGGCCGACUUGCUCAAGGCGGAGCCCGCGCUGGUGGCGGCGACGGCUGCGCUCAACACACUCAACAGGGUCAAUCUCACUGAGCUGAAAGUCUUCCCCAACCCUCCCAAUGCGGUUACCAACGUCACCGCGGCUGUGAUGGUCCUGCUGGCUCCCCGGGGCCGAGUGCCGAAAGACCGAAGUUGGAAAGCAGCUAAAGUCUUCAUGGGAAAGGUUGAUGAUUUUUUGCAAGCAUUAAUUAACUACGACAAAGAGCACAUUCCAGAGAACUGUCUAAAAGUGGUGAAUGAACAGUAUUUGAAAGACCCAGAGUUCAAUCCAAGCCUGAUUCGGACCAAAUCUUUUGCAGCCGCUGGUCUCUGUGCCUGGGUCAUCAACAUCAUUAAAUUCUAUGAGGUCUACUGCGACGUGGAACCCAAACGCCAAGCGUUAGCCCAAGCAAACUUAGAAUUGGCUGCAGCUACUGAAAAACUAGAAGCUAUCCGGAAAAAGCUUGUGGAUCUGGAUCAAAAUCUGAGCCGACUCACAGCUUCAUUUGAAAAAGCAACAGCGGAGAAAGUUCGGUGUCAAGAAGAGGUGAACCAGACGAACAGAACCACUGAACUGGCGAACAAACUCGUCAAGGAACUCGAGUCUGAGAAGAUCCGCUGGGGUCAGUCUAUUAAAUCCUUGGAAGCUCAAGAGAAGACACUCUGUGGAGACGUUCUCCUUAUGGCCGCCUUUGUGUCUUACGUCGGCUCCUUUACAAAACAGUAUCGUCAGGAACUGGUAGACUGCAAGUGGGUCCCCUUUCUUCAGCAGAAGGUUUCAAUCCCAGUAACCGAAGGCCUGGACAUGAUCGCCCUGUUGACGGACGAAGCUACCGUUGCCGCCUGGAGUAACGAGGGACUGCCCGGUGACAGGACGUCAGCCGAGAACGCGGCCAUCCUCACGCACUGCGAGCGCUGGCCCCUGCUGGUCGAUCCCCAGCAGCAGGGGAUCAAGUGGAUCAAGAAGAAGUACGGGGCUGACCUGAAAGUCACGCAGCUGGGCCAGAAAGGGUUUCUGAAUGUCAUUGAAACCGCUCUGGCCUUCGGUGAUGUCAUCUUAAUUGAAAACCUCGAGGAAAUGGUGGACCCUGUCCUUGAUCCACUGCUCGGCAGGAACACGAUUAAAAAGGGAAAGUAUAUCAGGAUUGGAGAUAAAGAAUGUGAGUUUAACAAGAACUUCCGUCUUCUCCUUCACACAAAACUGGCGAAUCCUCACUAUAAACCAGAAUUGCAAGCUCAGACAACCCUCCUCAAUUUCACGGUCACCGAAGACGGUCUGGAAGCCCAGCUGCUGGCAGAGGUGGUCAGCAUUGAAAGGCCAGAUUUGGAGAAACUCAAGUUGGUUUUGACAAAGCACCAGAAUGACUUUAAGAUCGAGCUGAAGUAUCUGGAGGACGAACUCCUUCUGCGCCUCUCUGCGGCGGAGGGGAGCUUUCUAGACGACACCAAACUGGUAGAGAGACUGGAGACGACGAAGACGACAGCCGCAGAGAUAGCGCACAAGGUGACUGAAGCUAAAGAAAAUGAGAAGAAAAUCAACGAGGCCCGAGAAUGUUACAGACCAGUGGCUGCACGAGCAUCUCUUCUGUAUUUUGUAAUUAACGACCUCAGAAAAAUCAACCCCAUCUAUCAGUUCUCUUUGAAGGCUUUCAGUGUCCUGUUCCACAGAGCCAUCGAGCAGGCUGACAAGGUGGAGGACACGCAGGGGCGCCUCUCGGCCCUCACGGAGAGCAUAACCCACGCCAUCUUCGUCUACACCAGCCAGGCGUUGUUUGAGAAGGACAAGCUCACCUUCCUGUCCCAGAUGGCUUUUCAGAUUUUGUUGAGAAAGAAGGAGAUAGACCCUUUAGAGUUGGAUUUCCUGCUUCGGUUCACAGUUGAACACACUCACUUGAGUCCUGUCGACUUCCUAACUACUCAGUCGUGGAGUGCCAUUAAGGCAGUAGCCCUUAUGGAAGAGUUUCGAGGCAUAGACCGAGACGUGGAAGGAUCUGCCAAGCAGUGGAGGAAGUGGGUGGAAUCCGAGUGUCCAGAGAAAGAAAAGUUACCGCAAGAAUGGAAGAAGAAGAGUUUAAUUCAGAAGCUGAUUAUUUUGAGAGCACUGCGCCCUGACAGGAUGGCAUACGCUCUCAGGAAUUUUGUGGAGGAAAAACUGGGUGCAAAGUACGUGGAGAGGACCAGACUGGAUUUAGCUAAAGCCUUUGAGGAAAGCAGCCCUGCCACCCCCGUGUUCUUCAUCCUGUCUCCAGGGGUAGAUGCCCUCAAAGACCUGGAGACCCUGGGCAGGAGACUCGGGUUCACAAUCGACUCAGGAAAAUUCCACAACGUGUCUUUAGGACAAGGUCAGGAGACGGUGGCAGAAAUGGCACUGGAGAAGGCUUCCCAAGAGGGACACUGGGUCCUCCUCCAAAAUGUCCAUUUGGUAGCCAAGUGGCUGGGAACCUUGGAGAAACUCCUUGAAAGAUUCAGCCAAGGAAGCCACAGAGAUUACAGGGUGUUCAUGAGCGCCGAGGCUGCACCUACACCAACUGAGCAUAUCAUCCCUCAAGGGCUCCUGGAAAAUUCCAUUAAGAUCACUAAUGAACCUCCUACAGGAAUGCUGGCCAAUUUACAUGCCGCUCUCUACAACUUUGAUCAGGAUACACUUGAAGCGUGCUCCAAGGAGCAGGAGUUCAAAAGCCUCCUCUUUGCUCUGUGCUAUUUCCACGCCUGCGCGGCUGGGAGGCGGAGGUUCGGCCCCCAGGGCUGGAGCCGCAGCUAUCCCUUCGGUCCCGGAGACCUCGCCAUCUGUGCCGAUGUCCUCUACAACUACUUAGAGGCAAGCCCCAGCGUCCCAUGGGAAGACCUCCGGUAUCUUUUUGGUGAGAUCAUGUAUGGGGGCCACAUCACAGAUGAUUGGGAUCGCAAACUGUGUCAGGUGUAUUUAGAAGAAUUCAUCAAUCCAUCUCUGGUUGAAGAUGAACUUAUGCUGGCACCAGGAUUUGCAGCGCCACCUAAUCUAGACUACUCGGGCUACCACCAGUACAUAGAGGAGAUGCUUCCUCCAGAAAGCCCCGCGCUGUACGGCCUCCACCCAAACGCCGAGAUCGAAUUCCUGACAGUGACGGCCCACACUCUCUUCAGAACCUUGCUGGAGAUGCAGCCCCGGAAGGCACUGGGCAGUGAGGAGCAGGCGCAGGCCGCAGAAGACAAGGUUAAGAACAUCUUGGAUGACAUUUUGGAAAAACUCCCAGAAGAGUUCAACAUGGUAGAGAUCACGCAAAAAACCACAAACAGAAGCCCCUAUGUUCUUGUUUGCUUCCAAGAAUGUGAGAGGAUGAAUCUCCUCCUCCGGGAAAUCCGUGGGUCACUGCAGCAGUUGGAGCUUGGCUUGAAGGGGGAGCUGACCUUAUCUCCUUCUGUGGAAGCCCACCAGUCCGCCCUGGGUUAUGACACGGUACCGGACACUUGGAGCAAACUGGCGUAUCCAUCUACCUACGGCCUGGCCCAGUGGUUUAAUGACCUCCUUCUGCGAUGCCGAGAGCUGGAUACCUGGACCCAAGAUCUCGCCCUUCCGGCGGUGGUGUGGCUCUCUGGCCUCUUCAACCCCCAGUCUUUCUUAACUGCAGUCAUGCAGGCCACGGCUCGAAAACACGCGUGGCCACUGGAUAAAAUGUGCUUGACAGUUGACGUGACCAAAAAAACCAAGGAAGAAUACGGUCACCCCCCAAGGGAAGGCGCGUAUCUGCACGGGCUCUUCAUGGAAGGAGCGAGAUGGGACACCCAGGCAGGGAGCAUCGCCGAAGCCCAUCUCAAGGAGCUGACGUCGGCGAUGCCUGUCAUCUGCGUCAAGGCCAUACCCGUGGAGAGACAGGAAACCAAGCACACCUACGCGUGCCCUGUGUUCAAGACCAAAAUGAGGGGCCCCAACUACGUCUGGACCUUCCGGCUGAGGAGCCAAGAGAAGACGGCCAAGUGGGUCCUGGCAGGCGUGGCUCUGCUGCUGGAGGCGUAG